AUGCGGCCGAGUUGUGUAAGUGGUUGGAGAUGCCUUUGGAAUAGUGUGUGCUACGCAAGGAACAGAAACGGAAUUUUUGUUAACCGACCACAGAUUCAACGAACUAUUAUGAAAAAAUCAUAAACACCGAUGUACAAUGAACACCAUAACAAAUAACAUGCAGUCCGAAAUGUCCAGAGUUGGAACUUCAUCCAACCUCGUCGUAAAACCAGUACAUUGUCGGAAAAUGCCCGGAGAUUUCAUUAUCAAAUGUUAUCGACGAGAAAUCCACUUCACAUGGAUUCCACCGAAAGAGGAGCUACAAAAGGUGAUGAUCAAGUUCAAACAGCGUGACGCUGCACAGUUCACCACCAUGUCGGAAUACGAAUGGGGCCACACGCUCGUACAGUUCCGCAACCACACACUGGAAAACUUAAGACCACACACAUUCUAUGAAUUUGGAAUGAACCUGAUGUUCAACAAUGGUACUGUGAAGAGGUAUCCCGAUAAAGCUUCUGGCAUCACUUGCGGAUGUAAAACUCACGCUGAUGUGCCUUCAAUGCCACUCAAUUUGCAAUAUCACUACCUACAAGACAAUGAUUACUCCCUCGAAUGGACACCUGGUCCUGAUAACGGAGAGCCGAUUAACACAUAUAUCCUAAAAAUCAAUAGAAUACAAGCCAAAGAAGGGGUACCUGACUGGGAGGAUUUGGUUCCUCAUACUAUGACAAGCCAGUGGAUGAACUUUACUGUCGACAGAUCAGAGCCGAGCCAACUUCAGCUGCGAGCAGUUAAUAAGAUUGGUGCAAGUCCUCCGGCCUACUUGACGAUACAACCUCCUCUUAACAAAGGGUCAGGAGCUGGAGGCUACUAUCCAACUAUUUUUGGUCCACUAACUCAUGCAACCGGCUUGGUGACUUAUACUCUCCUAUCUGUUGGACUAUUCUUACUUCUGAUGUUGAUGCUCAUCGUCUUCGUGUAUCGCAGAGCUGGAGGCUACUAUCCAACUAUUUUUGGUCCACUAACUCAUGCAACCGGCUUGGUGACUUAUACUCUCCUAUCUGUUGGACUAUUCUUACUUCUGAUGUUGAUGCUCAUCGUCUUCGUGUAUCGCAGACGGAGGGCUGAUGGUAAAGCGGGGAAACACCCUUUCCUCAUCAGUUUCAACCCCUCUCGGCGCAUGAAUUCAGGAAGUGGAAACGAUUCGUUCGGAUUAGGCGGUGGGAGCGAUUUGACCACAAGUGGAAUCCCGCUUGAUCUGUCAACAUUAGAGCCCAUGUGGAAUCAGGAAGUAAAUUCGUUAUACGGAAUUGGCAAAUCUGACUUACUCAGUUUCGAACAAGUAACCCAAAUAUCUGCGGCGCACAUCCGUUUUGAAAGGUAUAUUGGUUGCGGUGCAUUUGGCAAGGUGUGGGAAGGCUGGCUACACGUCAACGCUUCUGAUGGUGACAGAUUCGAAAAGGUUGCCCUCAAGGUCCGAAAUAGCAAAUCCCUGUCCGAAGCCGAAUUCAAGCGUGAAGCAACAUUAAUGCACCGCUAUCAGCACGCAAACAUUGUUCGAUUUUUUGGGGUAUCCUUCGAUUCACCAGGCCAACAGUGCUUGGUACUGGAAAUGAUGGACCAGGGGAAUUUGAGAGACUACCUGCAUCGUGCCCGGCCACGAAUUGCCCCACAUGUGGCAGCAAAUAUGUUCGCUGCAGCGGCCAUAUGUGCAGCUGGCUCAAACGCAACGGAUCUGCCAACAGCUGCUGGUUCCGAAGGUUCAUCAAUGAACACGAGCACGACAAGUACGGCGGCAGCAGCAGCAGCAGGUGGAAACGGAGGCGGCGGUGCGUUUAGUACUAAUUCCAACGUGAUUACCUUGAUUGCACAGUUGGACUUGGCCGCACUUGUCAGCAUCAUGAGGGAUAUUGCUCAAGGAUGUCGGUAUCUGGAAGAACAGCACUUUGUUCAUAGAGAUAUUGCAGCGCGCAACUGUCUAGUCAGUCACAACCAUCCAAGUGGGAGGAUUGUGAAAUUGUGUGAUUUUGGUUUGGCUCGAGAUAUUUACAAAAACGACUGCUACAGAAAACGCAACGAACCCAAAUUACCCGUUCGUUGGAUGUCUCCCGAAGCAAUUCGUGAUGGGCUGUUCACCACCAAAUCAGAUGUCUGGGCGUUCGCGGUAACGUGUUGGGAGGUAAUGACCUUGGGAGCCGAUCCAUUUUAUGGUCGUGCCAACGUGGAUGUGAUGAAUUUGGUGAUUGGUGGUCACGUGUUGGGAAGACCGGAGAAUUGUCCGGAAGAACUCUACAACCAGAUGCUGCAAUGUUGGAGUCGAUUCACCGAAAUGCGACCCUCAUUCGCUGACUUGGCAAAGAAGAUGGUCGAAUUUGUUAAAUUGUCACAAGAGAGCGACAGUUCGUUUUCCGGACCGUUUAUCGUCUCCCUCCCGUUGCCACGAAGUUUACCAGAUUCUUCCGGACAUCCAAUGUUCGCAUGCGCCCCAAGUGAACCGUCACACCGUCGUACUUCUACCGAAUCAGACCAUCAAAAUCCAGGAAGUCAACGCUGUAACCGAAGGGCAUCUUUCAACGACUAUCAAUCAAGAUGUUCGCGACACCCAACGAAGAUGCAGCAAAGCAUGAUACUCGAUCGAGACCAUCAAACAGAAAUUAAUUCAAGAACCCUACCCCUUGGUCAUGAUAGUUCCAGAUCACACAUGAUUGGCCAACCGCUUCCGAGUGUACGCACCAACACCAUGUCCAUUACAUCCAACAGGAACCGCUGCGACAGUCGAGGGACAAAUCAUCACAAUUAUCCAACUACAAGCAUGAACGGAUUCGAGCUUGGUCUGUCCGACCGAUCCACAGAACAGACGACGCUAGUCACACACUUGAUGACAAACACAAGUGCUGAGGGACACGUUAACGAUUCGCAAAACGGCCAGGCGAGUCUCACUGAGCCUCUGACGGUCAGUAGUUGCUUGGAUACCGGACGGAGUGCAUUACAGAAGCUGGUUUCGCCAACACAAGUUGCAGGACCCGUCGGCCGACCAAUAUCGUUAAUGGAGAGUGCAACAAUACCGAUGCCACCUGCAUACCACCAAGGUAGAGAUGGGAAACCCAAAUGUUAUAGGACACUGAGUCAGCGUGCUAGCACAACAGUCCAGAGACCAUUUAUUACUGCUCCACAUUCUCUUAUAGGAACAUUGGAGAACCCAAUACACGCUGGCGCGGACACGACAACCCACAACAGUCAAUCCACAGGCGGCAGAAGUGGUAUAAGCUACUGGUUUGAAGGACUACCAAGUGGUGGUUUUGGUGGCGUAGAUGCUCUGGGCUACGAAAGACCAUCUUGGCCUAUUCAGCUACCCAGUAAUCCACAGUUCCAUUCGUUUCAACGCGCAACCAUGAUUAACCCGAACGGGCAUACACUAGAUAAUAAGCACCGCGUGGAUUUCAAACCUAAGGUUCCCAGUGGUGCAUUGUCCGGGUAGGUAUGGGACAGCGAAUGAUAAUUAAACAUCGCACUUCCAUAUUUGCUUAAAAGUUGUGCCGCGCGGCACGUCCACCGACACAAGCCAUUAACUUUUUACUUGUUAUAAGUUGCCGGAUUCGCUCGCUCCUGACACUUAUAACCUGUUUUCCUGUACCUUAAUCCCAGUGUACAAGUUUCCCGUCAUUUACAUUUAUCAUCUAGAAAUUCAUUCGCA
This is a messenger RNA of Opisthorchis viverrini, 3673 nucleotides long. RefSeq lists its product as hypothetical. The coding region runs from base 137 to 3457 and encodes 1106 amino acids. Gene Ontology annotation, molecular function: protein binding; transmembrane receptor protein tyrosine kinase activity; ATP binding. Gene Ontology annotation, biological process: positive regulation of kinase activity; protein phosphorylation; multicellular organism development. The transcript has 12 exons. Gene Ontology annotation, cellular component: signaling receptor complex. The record is from RefSeq and is a predicted model, not a curated record. Lineage: Eukaryota; Metazoa; Platyhelminthes; Trematoda; Opisthorchiida; Opisthorchiidae.